AUGCCUGGUCCUCCACGUAUCCGAAAGGAAGAUGCAGUCAAGGAAUCACUCAAGAAUGGAGAGCUCACCGAAAUGACUAUUGACGAACGAGUCAAGACCCUUCUCGAGUGGGCGAUGAAGUUGAAGGCCCUCGAAGGCGAACCUCACGAGGUUGCUCUCGGCCAAGACACAAACACCCCCGAGAUAAGAAGCAUGAUCCGCCAGGCCGGUGCUCGAGGUAUUGUCCUUCUCAAGAACGAAGGCAGUAUUCUUCCCCUGACGAAAGAAAAGGUUCAGAAGAAGAAAGUUGCCAUGAUCGGAUUUGCCAAAGACGCUAUGGCUCAUGGAGGCGGUAGCGCUGCUGUCAACGCGUAUCGAAAGGUUACCCCUUGGCAAGGUCUCCACGAAGCUCUGGGAGAAGACGUUGAGUUUGUGUUUGCUAAGGGCGCCCAUAAAGAGCGACUACUACCUGCAAUCCGCCCAGAUACCUCUGUGGGGACAGUAGUCGGCCUUGAUGGUAAGCCCGGCUUCAGCAGACAACUGUUCAAGGAGGGUGAGGAGACACCAGUGUCUACAACCGGCCAGCCAACGUCAGCGUACUCACCACUAGGCUCUCAAGAGUCCCUUUGGCGAAGGUUGGAGAUCGUCGGGGACUUUACACCGUCUGAGAAUGGAAGUCAUUACAUCGCCUGUUCUGGCCUGGGGCCAACCCGGGUCUACGUUGAUGGCGAGAUCAUCUAUGAACAGACAGCCAACUGCACGGAUCCAAUGGGUUCCCUCUUCCUUGCUGCGCCCGAGCCCGAGUUUCGGCACAGGUUCGAAGCAGGCAAGACGUACCGUCUUCGCAUUUGUAGCGAUCCACCAACCAAGAUUGGUCUGACAAUUCUCGAAGGCCGAAGUGGUGUCCGUGUCGGCUUCUCUCUUGAGUCCGACCAUGAUGCGGAUCUUGUCGGUGAAGCAGCACAAGUCGCUCAAGGUGCGGACUACGCGAUCGUCUUUACUGGCCAUGACCCGCAGUGGGAAACUGAAGGUCGUGACCAAGACUCGUUCAAUCUGCCUCGCAAAGGCACUCAAGAUGCACUUGUGUCAACGGUCGCGUCAGUCAAUCCUAACACAAUCGUGGUUAAUUCCACAGGUGUCCCCAUUGCUAUGCCCUGGCUGGAGAAAGUACCAGCUGUGGUGCAAGCCUGGUUUCCAGGUCAAGAAUGUGGUUACUCUAUAGCUGACGUCCUCACGGGCGCUGUCAACCCCGAGGGACGCUCGCCAGUCAGCUUCCCUAAGAACAUUGAGGAUAGCCCAGCAUACGGCAACUUCCCAGGCGAAUAUGUGGAUGGGCAGCUCAAGGUGAAAUACGAGGAAGGCAUCUUCAUCGGCUACCGCCACUUCGAUCGCUUACCUAAGGAGAAGGUCAAUUUCCCAUUCGGUCAUGGGCUCUCGUAUACUACUUUUGAGUAUGAGCUGAGCAGCGUUUCCCGGGACGGGAGCGACUGGUCUGUGGUUGCUCGAGUAGCUAAUACUGGUAAGCAAGCUGGAGGAGCAUUGGUACAGGUCUACUCCGGACGGGCUGAGCAAUCCCCGGUCCAUCCUAUCAAGACUCUUGUAGCGUUUAGGAAGGUUCAACUGCAGCCUGGUGAGAAGCAAGAAGUUCGACUUGCUGUGAAAGAGCGAGAUCUGGCGUAUUUCGAUACCAAUUUGAAGAAGUGGGUAGUUGACGAAGGCGAGUACCGCUUCUCGGUGGGUGCAUCUGCUGCAGAUAUUGCAGGCAGUGUUGAUGUUAGAACGGAGCAGGCAAAGUUUGACCCAUAG
Molecule: messenger RNA, 1785 nt
Organism: Fusarium coffeatum
Lineage: Eukaryota; Fungi; Ascomycota; Sordariomycetes; Hypocreales; Nectriaceae
Exons: 1
Coding region: 1-1785 (594 amino acids)
Biological process (GO): glucan catabolic process
Molecular function (GO): beta-glucosidase activity
Source: RefSeq, a predicted model, not a curated record